UUGCCUCGCAGGACCACACUGGCUGUCCCUGUGGACUUGGAGCGCAGUGCCCGCUGGCGAAGCAGGGACAACUACCAGCUCGCCCGGCUCCCUGUUAGCAUGAGCUCCCCAGCGCCUCGCCUGUCAUGAGGGAAGGGGCUUCUGGGUCCUUGCAAGAACUCACUCCACUCUCCGGUUCUCUUCUGCAGCUGCUGGAGGCUGAGACGCAGAAUGGACGAACUUCUGCUGUCUGGAGGAGGCAAGAGAAGAAAGCUUGGAGACUAACUCUGCCAGGCACUGCUGUUUGGUAUUUUUUUCUUCCCUUCCAUCUCCACCACAAACCUUAGACAUCUGUCUCUUCCCUGGGCACUGAGACAUGGGGUCUCCAUGGCUGGCGGAGGAACCACUGGAAACAGAAUCCCCGAAGCAGAAGGGCUGCUCAGCCUCCCCUGGCCAUACGUUGUGAAUGAAGUCAUCCAUGCAGGGUAACAGAUCACUGUGGGGCCAGCAAAUAGGAAAUGCAAAGGCUGUGACUCAACGCUCAUUGUCGGCGGAAUCCAAACGGCUCUGAAGUGGAAAGCAACUUUUAUAUCCAUUAAGCUGCUGUUUUUCUCUUGAUUGGAGUGCAUCUUGGAAAUCCGGGUGAGCCCACCACCCUCCGGCUGGGAUGCCUUCUGCGAUGCCGCUGCCUCCCCGAGAUGGGGGCCUGGACCCCAGGGGCCAUCCCUAUGGUUCCUACAUCCCCUCGAGUCCAUUCUUCCCUGGCCCCGUGGAUUCGCCGGCCAUCAAGGGCCUUUACUACCGCAGGGUCCGCAGGGUGGCCGCCCUGGACGUGUCCCCAGCAGCCGACCUGAAGAAGGAGAUCCUGGUCAACGUGGGGGGCAGGAGGUACGUGCUGCCCUGGAGCACGCUGGACGACUUUCCGCUGAGCCGCCUGAGCAAGCUCAAGUUCUGCCGGAACUACGAGGAGAUCACCCAGCUCUGUGAUGACUACGACGAGGACAGCCAGGAGUUUUUCUUCGACCGGAGCCCCAGUGCCUUUGGGGUGAUCGUGAGCUUCCUGGCAGCCGGGAAGCUGGUCCUCCUGCGGGAGAUGUGCGUGCUGUCCUUCCGGGAGGAGCUCACCUACUGGGGCAUCGAGGAAGCCAACCUGGAGAGAUGCUGUCUGCGCAAGCUGCUGCGCAAGCUGGAGGAGCUGGCCGGGCUGCGCAGGGACGUGGAGCUGCAGCAGCGCCGGGAGGCCUGGGGCUCCACGGUCCACACCUCGUGGUGGGGGCUCUUCGUGGACCGGCUGCGCGACAUGGUGGAAAACCCGCAGUCGGGGCUCCCGGGUAAGGUCUUCGCCUGCCUGUCCAUCUUCUUCGUGGCCACCACGGCUGUCAACCUGUGUGUCAGCACCAUGCCCGACCUGAGGGCCGAGGAGGACAAGGGCGAAUGCUCUCGAAAGUGCUACUCGAUCUUCCUCGUGGAGACCAUCUGCGUGGCCUGGUUUUCCCUGGAGAUCUGCCUGCGGUUUCUCCAGGCCCGGAGCAAGUGCCAGUUCUUCCAAAGGCCCCUGAACAUCAUCGACCUCCUGGCCAUCUCCCCGUACUACGUGUCCCUGGCGGUGUCUGGCGAGCCCCGGGAGGAGGGCGAGCGGCCCGGCGGCGGCUCCUACCUGGAGAAGGUGGGGCUGGUGCUGCGCGUGCUGCGGGCGCUGCGCAUCCUGUACGUGAUGCGCCUGGCGCGCCACUCGCUGGGGCUGCAGACGCUGGGGCUCACCGUGCGCCGCUGCACGCGCGAGCUCGGCCUGCUGCUCCUCUUCCUCUGCGUGGCCGUCACGCUCUUCUCCCCGCUCGUCUACCUGGCCGAGAACGAGUCCGGGCGCGUCCUGGAGUUCACCAGCAUCCCGGCCUCCUAUUGGUGGGCCAUCAUCUCCAUGACGACGGUGGGCUACGGCGACAUGGUCCCGCGCAGCGUGCCCGGACAGAUGGUGGCGCUCAGCAGCAUCCUGAGCGGGAUCCUCAUCAUGGCCUUCCCAGCCACGUCCAUCUUCCACACCUUCUCGCACUCCUACCUGGAGCUCAAGAUCCGGCAGGAGCAGCUGCAAGCCCGCCUGCGCCGCCUGCAGCACGCCAGCACCGCCAGCGAGCGCGCCCUCCUCCACGACGUGGACGAGCCCACCCCGGAGGCAGCCGCCCUUCCCAUCGGGUCCAUUUCACUGGAGCACCCCUUCAGGAAUACGUUGGGGGUUUCGCCGCUGUAACGUUGACUCCUUGCUCUUGACGGAAGCACGCUCAGGAAUAUCAGCGUACAUCACCUAGUGGUCUGUUUCUAGAGCUCCAGGGGACACUCCCAAAGCUAGGAGGGCCCCAAGGCCCAAGGUGUUUGGUCUGUGUGAUUCUGGUCCCUCAUGGCUGCAAUGAGGCAGGCUGAGCUUGCCCGUUCUGCUUGCCUUUUCUUCUUUUCCUGCCACUUACUGGGCAGAUCCAAUGUGGCUGGGUUAGAUCCACCUCCCUUCGUUCUCAUUUCCUCCCCAGCAGAGUCUUUAACAUCCCAAGCUGGGUUCCAGAUGCCUACAGAAUCGGUCACCAGUGGCAUUUAAAUAUCACGCCAACUGGAUUACCUUCUUCCUCUAAGUCCCUCUUCCCUGGACCACACCAGGAAAUCGAGGGUCCAACCAUGGCAAACCCCUCGGAUCAUAUCUCCCUACCCAAAAUCCAUGGGGCCACAAUCCUUUCAUGAGUCCCAGUAAGGAUCACUAGGUUCUUUCUGCUUGUUCUUUCUUUCCGGUGGCGUUUUCCUAAAGCAGCUGCUGCCCCAGCCAGUUCUGGAAGCUCUGCCAAGAAGGCAGAACUGGCCUCUUUGCAUUAAAUCCCUCAUUGGGAGCCGGUGGCCUCAAACCUGCCCCCUCCUAAUACCCCUGGGCGCCACCUCCCAGCACAAAGUCCCACCUGGACGUUUUGCCCAAAAGGACUCUUGGCAGGAACAUCUCCAGAUACCCUGUCCUCCGUCUUGACAGACACUAACUCCUUCAGAGCUCAGAAUUGUCCCUUGAGACAAUGGCUCCUGCUGUUGGUUCCUCCAGUGCUGCCAGGAACUUGGCUUUCAAUUCUCUCCUAAGUCUUCUUGAUGUAGCCACAGACACAGCGUCGCUUCAGUGCAGAAACAAGGGCAGCCUCGGGCUUGGUCCCUUAUCAGCUUUUUGGGCCAGAUCCUUUGACACCAGAUGAUGGACCUGCUCAGCUCAUUUUUAAAUUAAUUAAUUCAUUCAUUCAUGAAUAGAUUCUGCCUUUGCAUCUAGGCAGAUGUAGGACCAAGUCAUUAGAGAUAAAAGCAGAGACUAGGGAGGAAAGACCAGUGAAUUGUGAGUGGAUCACAAAAAGCUUUACAGAGGAACGAGGAGGGGUUGAGUGUGGAGGGGUAUUUGGGUGGAUGACGCUGGGAAGGUGGGUUGGGAUGAGAACAUGGUGGCCCUCGAAGGCUUUGCUAGAGAAUUUGGACCUUAGGGGAGAUGGAAGGGAGACGUUGGAGAUGUUUGAGGGGAGAUGCAGUGUGAACAGACCUGUAGGUUAGGAUGAUGAGAAAGGUAGAAUGGGAUGGGGGGCAGUUUGGAAUCAGAAUGGUUAAGUAGUUCAAAUAAGAUAUGAGGGCUUAACUCCUGGCUUGACUAAUUAUACCAGCUUUGCCACAUCCUGGCAUCUUGUCUGUCUUAGUUUGCCAGAGCUACUAUUGGCAAACACCACAUGACGAGUUGGCUUUAACAACAAGCAUUUAUUGUUUCAUGGCUUUGGAAGCUAAAAGUCCAAAAUCAAGACGUGGCAUGGCCAUGCUUUCUUCUGGUGAUGACGGUCCUCUGUCAUUUGGAAUUCCUCUGCUCUCUGGCUUCUUCUGACAUCUGGCUUCAUCCUGAGGCUUUCUCUGACUGCAUCGGAAUUUCUUCUCUUUAUAAGACAUCCAAGCAUGUGAAUUAAGACCUAUCCUGAUUCAAUUUGGCCACAGUUUCACUAAUAAUAACAUCUUCAAAGGGUCCUAUUUACAGAUGGGUUCGUACCCAUAGGGACACAGAUUAAGAUUUGAACCUGUCUUUUGUGAGAUACACAAUUUGAUUGCCAUCAUCUAAUUGACCCCCCCAAAAAAAACCCAUGUGGGAAGUAUCUCAAUGGCACUUCCCAUAAAAGACACAACCCCAUGCAUGGUUCCUCACUGUCCACUCAAGAAAACCCACUGGUUUACACGUGGGUGACAGUGAAGUAGCCAGGAGACUGCGAAUCUGUUGCGAUUCGUGUGUAAGAGGCUUCAGCAUCUUAUGACUGGUGACAACUAACUUGCUGUCCUACUAUGUGUCAGGCAGACACCUCCACCUGAUGGUGACGCCGUUCAUCAGACCUGCCGAGGGCUGUGGCCAGCACUAGCUUUGGGCUAGCCUUUGCCAUGGAGGGAGCCCUCACUUUCCUUGACCCCCCCGGGUUCCCUCCCAGUGGACAUGGGCACAUUCCCCCCGCUUCUAAACCCCAGGAGUCAGCAGAGUCCCCUCAGUCAUUCCCAAGUGAGCUCUUUGCAUAGGGUGUGGUGGCCAGGUACACAGAGAACACACCUGCACCCUACACAGUCCCCACCUGGACCAGCUACUCUACCCCAAGAGGUGACUUGUGAGUCUUGUGAGCCUCUGGCAGAAACCACGUUAUGAGCACCUUGGACAACUCCCAUGAGUCUUUUGUUCCAGGCUAAUUUUUUAUAGCUACUCUUAGGCCAGGUAUAAAAAGGUCAACGUCUCCUAGUAACUCUGUUAACAUCGUGCGGGGGGACGGAGGGGACAGAAGACUCGGGUGCUUGCUUGGGUCCAAGUUUUUACUCCGCCUUUCUGGGCCUCAGCUCAUCACUGUCAACAGAAGGGUUUGGUGUAGAUCUGUGGUUUCUAAAUGGGGUUCCACAGAGCACCCUCGGAAGCUGCCGAGUGGCUGCAGAGGAGCCUCCAGGCGGGCUGGACUCUUCAUCCCAGGAUGCAACAGCUCCAAGUAAUGAUUUUUUUUUUAUUGUGCAAGUUUCUAGGCACCCUUCCCUACACGAGUAAAUGUCCUCCCACGUCUUUAAACUAAGGUGCAAGCUCACCCCUAAAACCAGAGAAGAAUCCCUGACAGCCACUGGGGAAAGGAAGACCUGGACCCCUGGGGUCCCCGUUACACCCCACAUCUGGCCUUCCCUCUUCUGACAAAGGAAUUAUGACCUGGUGCUGUAAUUACAGCUCUACUCGUCCCCCAUAACUGGCUUCCACCCAGGUGUCCCCAGUUUCCUUUGUUUCACAGACCAGACAUCUGAACAAAAGUGUGCCAGGGCUAAAAGGAAAGUUUAAAAUCAGAGUUAGGUAACCCAUCGUUGACAUUACCAGAUUCUAUAGUGUGUUAAUUCAUGCCCAGUCGAAAUUAUUUACUCAAGUAGCAAUGGAAAAUUGGAAUUGAUUGCUCACAUGUGGGGUUUCAUUAGCAGCGCUAUUUUGUCUCCCUGGCAACGUCCCAGGGCCUUGUUUUGAGCUGGUGUAGUCUGGCUUUGCCUGUGCAGCCCUUCCUUCAUGCCGAUUGGAUGGGCGAGGGAUGACAAGGAAGUUGCUAGGUAGAUUCUUCACUCUCGUUGGCUGAAAAGGGGUCUUGUGAUCCCCAGGAGGGGUGGGUUUCUCUGAGGCCAAUGGCAUGACUGUAGCCAAAGGCGGAAAUUUCCCAGCUGCGGGAAAGAGGACUUGGCACCUGACCUUAAGCCUUUCCAGCUUGUAUUGUGGACAUGGGCCCAGAGGUUCCUUUGAGAUUAUGGUUCCCCGUCUUUCCAGCCGGCCUGAGCUGAGCCCAGGAAGUGAGCUGAGGACGGGUGGGUCACUUCAAUACGUGGGAGGGCUGGAAGUGGGGCUCUGCCCUGGGGGGUGCUGGGGACCCACCGACUUUUGACGGCUUUGCUUUUAGAGCUUUAGAAUGUGACACCCAGAAGGCCCAUCAGAAGACAUUCAGUCCAAAGGUUCUUAGCCAGAAGUUUCCAUGCGGAUCGGUGAACCUCUACAAGCAGCAAAGCAUGUGUACGUUAACGUGCAUUUCAAGGUGCAAAGUGGCCAGCAGUUUCACUGGAUUCUUCGAGGAAUCCAUGACCUCCCCUCAAAGGACAAAAGCUCUAAAGUAAAUCAACUCCCUCAUUUUAGGAUGGAAGACCAAGGCUCAGAGAGGGGAAGCCAUCUGCCCAAGGCCACACAGCCAUUCCCUUAGUAAGACCCACAUAUCAGGAUUCCCAACUGCACACUCUCUAGGAUAUUUUGCCUCCUUCUCUUAGGCUCACCUAGCACAGUGCUCAAAUCUCUCGAAGAAAAUAGACAGGACUGCGGUCGCAGUUACAUUGUCUGGGGGGAUGGCGGCCGGUUGCUGAACCCUCGGCUCUCGGCGUUGCUCGGAGGGU
Molecule: messenger RNA, 6390 nt
Organism: Choloepus didactylus (southern two-toed sloth)
Lineage: Eukaryota; Metazoa; Chordata; Mammalia; Pilosa; Megalonychidae
Gene: KCNG4
Product: potassium voltage-gated channel modifier subfamily G member 4
Exons: 4
Coding region: 647-2224 (525 amino acids)
Biological process (GO): protein homooligomerization; potassium ion transmembrane transport
Cellular component (GO): membrane; voltage-gated potassium channel complex
Molecular function (GO): delayed rectifier potassium channel activity
Source: RefSeq, a predicted model, not a curated record